AUGCGGAGCCCUUACUCCCUGCCCUACCUCCUGUUCCUGCCCCUGGGUGCCUGCUUCCCGGUGCUGGACACAGAGGAGCCCGUGGACGCCGUGGGGGGCCCCGGCCGUGAAAUGAGUUGGACAGAGCCGGCGGGGGGACACCCCUUUCUGUGGGGCCCCCCUGGGUGGCCGAGAGACCCACACCCACGCGCCCUGCUUGUCAAGGCCAAGGAGCUGUGGGCAGCAGGCAGGGCGCGUGCCGGCUUCAAGCUGCGUCUCAGGAGGCAGGACGACGGCAGCGAGGCCACCGGCCUCCUCCUGGGGGAAGCCGAGAAGGCGGGGGGCCUGUUGGGGACCUUGGCUGAGGAGCUCAGUGGCUACAGCAGGAAGAAAGGGGGCUUCAGCUUCCGCUUUGGCCGGGGGUGA
Molecule: messenger RNA, 405 nt
Organism: Odocoileus virginianus texanus
Lineage: Eukaryota; Metazoa; Chordata; Mammalia; Artiodactyla; Cervidae
Gene: QRFP
Product: pyroglutamylated RFamide peptide
Biological process (GO): behavior; neuropeptide signaling pathway
Molecular function (GO): neuropeptide hormone activity; orexigenic neuropeptide QRFP receptor binding
Source: RefSeq, a predicted model, not a curated record